This is a messenger RNA of Aptenodytes forsteri (emperor penguin), 5201 nucleotides long. It is a transcript of the gene ITPKA, whose product is annotated as inositol-trisphosphate 3-kinase A. Lineage: Eukaryota; Metazoa; Chordata; Aves; Sphenisciformes; Spheniscidae. Gene Ontology annotation, cellular component: nucleus; cytoplasm. The coding region runs from base 1 to 1179 and encodes 392 amino acids. The transcript has 8 exons. The record is from RefSeq and is a predicted model, not a curated record. Gene Ontology annotation, biological process: inositol phosphate biosynthetic process. Gene Ontology annotation, molecular function: inositol tetrakisphosphate kinase activity; inositol-1,4,5-trisphosphate 3-kinase activity.
AUGGCCUCACAACGGCUGGCGCUACCCAGGCCAGCUGUCCGCAGCUCGGACGGAAACCCGGGGGUUAAACCGUGCGGGAGGAAGGGGCGGUUUUGGGAGAGGCGGCUUUCCCCGGCGCGGUGGAAGGGCCUCGCCGCGGUCCGGCGGAGCCCGCUUUCCCCCUCCUCGCUCUCCUCCACCGGCUCCUCGUCCCUCCUGGAGGACUCGGAGGACGACGUGCUGAGCGACACGGAGGGCAGGAGCCAGGGCAUCGUGCACCUGGAGCACGGCGAGGACACCAACCAGAAAAAGGCAUGGCAUACAAUUAAAACCAUGGUUAACUUACCAGUCAUCAGCCCCUUCAAGAAACGCUAUUCAUGGGUGCAGUUGGCUGGGCAUACAGGGAGUUUCAAGGCAGCUGAUAGUGGGAAGAUUCUCAAACGCUUCUCAGAGAAUGAAAAGGAGUGUUUUGAGCGAUUGAUGAAAGACCCGCUACGUUCCUGUGUCCCUUGCUUCCAUGGUGUGGUGGAGAGAGAUGGCGAGAGCUACAUUCAGCUGGAUGACUUGCUUACUGAUUUCGAAGGGCCUUGUGUGAUGGACUGCAAGAUGGGGAUAAGGACAUACCUGGAGGAAGAGUUGACUAAGGCCCGUGAGAAACCAAAGCUGCGUAAGGACAUGUACAAGAAAAUGAUUGAAGUGGAUCCUCUUGCUCCCACAGCUGAAGAGAAUGCCCAGCAUGCUGUCACCAAACCCCGAUACAUGCAGUGGAGGGAAACCAUCAGCUCUAGUGCCAACCUGGGCUUCAGGAUUGAAGGGAUUAAGAAGGCGGAUGGAACAUGUAACACAAACUUCAAAACUACGAAGACACAGGAGCAAGUUCUACAAGUUUUUGUGGAAUUCAUUGAGGGCAACACAACUAUUCUGAAAAAAUACCUCAAGCGUCUGCAGGAAAUUCAUAUCAUUCUUGAAUCCUCAGACUUCUUCAAGCGACAUGAGGUCGUUGGAAGUUCACUACUCUUUGUACACGAUGGCAGUGGGAAUGCCAAUGUGUGGCUGAUUGAUUUUGGAAAGACCACCCUUCUCCCUGAUGGGCAGACACUGGAUCACAGGAUCCCCUGGCAAGAAGGCAACAGGGAGGAUGGGUACUUGUUGGGACUGGACAAUUUGAUUGGCAUCUUGGAAAGCAUCACUGAAAGAUGAGUUGAGAAUGGCACAAAACUUGCAGGGCUGCUCUGAAACUUUCUGCUCUACUGGGAUCACUCAGUUAGAAGGAAACCUUUUAACUCCCUCCAAACUCCUGAGGUCAUCAGUACAGAGGGAGCUGCAUCCAGAACCCAGCAGUUAGUCAUCAAAAUGACUUUGCAUUGGCCCUCCAUGAACCUAAAUAACUCCAGAUUGGUCUGUAUUGCACCAGCCUAACUUCAGACUGGUCCUCAGAGAAUGAAGAUCUCCAUACUCUGGAAUCACACCAGCAUGAGUCAAGAGAUCUGUAUGGUAAACCAGAAUGAUUCUGAUUUCUGGCAAACAGAUGGGACUCCAGAUUACCUCUUAGUGAACCAGAGCAAGUGCGUGGGGAUUCAGGGUAGAAAUAACAAUUUUUCAGGGAACUGCAUAGUUUUGAAACCAGCAAGAGUGUUGGUUCCCCUCCCCCCCCCGAAUUCUAAGUCUCCUUGCCUCUGUGUACACUAUAGGUUGGACCAACAACUUCUGCUGCAUUGUGUUACAGUGUGCACAAGGUGGAAAUGGGUGAUAAUCACAAGAAACCUAGAGCAAAGAGAGACAGCAGUUUGUAGUGGCUGGAUGUGGUAACUGCUGUUGACCAUUCCUCCUCUUCCCUACCCUAGCCUCGAUUCACUUCUGUCCAAGAACAGUCUUUGCUUUUAUGUAGCCUCUCAGGAGAUUACAAAUACUCUAGGGAGAGAAUAGCAGCCUAUUGUCUCCAAAAACAUUUGACUUUCAGACUGGGUGGGCUGCUGGAAAAGUGCCUGGCUUGGCAAGUUUGGCCUCUUGCAGCUGAACUGCAGUUCUGAAAAUCAGUAAUGACUCUUUCGCACACAGACCAGGGAACUAAGGUUUUUUUUCCAAGGCUUGUUUAUUUUUCAAGACAAAACCCCUAUGCACGUGCACACACACGCUCGCACUAGUAGCCAGCAAUCAAUGUGAUCUCUUAAGAUCAUGGUUUGACUGUCUCCUAAUGCACAUGACUUGUUGGCCAUGUUCCUGUUCCCACAUACGAUGCGGCCACUUAAGUAUAUAGACUGGUGCAGCGAUCAGGAGGGUAAUGUUUCUGCAUUCACAGCAUUACACUAAUGAUGAGAUAAUUCCCAGGCAUCCUUCCUCCAAGGUAUCAGCUGUUAACUCAGGGCAGUUUGGGGGAAGGAAUGUCAAUAUAUCACAUGCCCUAGUCCCUGUCUGGAAUUGCAGGGCCAUCUGUGGUUCAUUCUUUUGCUGUGGCCCAGGCACAGCCACAGAAAAUUUACAGUGUUUAGGUGAAAAUCAAGAAAGACUGAAGUGGUUUCUUGUAAUGGCUUCACAUACCUUCUCUCUUGGUUGCUUCUAGUCACUUGAACAGUUCUUUAAAUACUAGCAGUAUAAAUACUAUCAGUAUUCACAUGUUCACUCACAUUCCAGGUUUUAACAUUAAUAAUGUGAUGAUGCAGUUUUCAAAAUGAGGACAAGACUUAUGUUACUAUUUGGUUGUUAAUCUCCUUUCAACAUCUAAAGCUGGUAAUGCACAUUGAUCAGAAAUUGCUGUCUUUUGCCAGUGUCCUAUGUUCAGAAGAGAUUCUGAGAACUUCAGGAUACAUGAAGGUGACUCCAUGCUUUGGGAAACUGCUGUUUCGAUAAUAAUCGUGAUCACGAGCAAAAAAAGACUGUAGAGUCCAGAUCUGGAAUGACAUGUAUCUAUAACAUUUGUAAUCAGAAUUGAACAGCCUAAAAUAAUUUCUAAAAGGUGUUACUUUAGAUAACACACUACUGUACUAAGAGAUCAGCCAGAUUUAAUAACUUUUUCAUCACCUCUAAACAAAACAGCAGUAUUAAAAAUGCAAGCUCAGUUGUGACCUAAAAGUUUAGACGACAUACAGUGGGUAUUCUGUAGGAAGUAAUGACACAUGGAAACAUUUCAUCCUAAAACAGAAGUUGUUUGAAACUGUUAAUUAUUUUUGCAGUUCACUGCAAAUUCAGACUUCUUCUGUGGCCUCCCAGAGUCCCUCUCAGUUCUGUUUUCCUGAUAGUAUGUUAAUGAAUUUUCCACUCAGAUGUUUCAGAGGGUUUAUACUUUCUUUUUAAAGUGACAGCGAGCCUUCAAUAGAGAGCACAGAUAUUAUCAUUCCAGAUGCCUCCUAACUUUUGAACUGUUAUGAGAUGACAAAUAAAUCUGUGGUGAAUUUCAUACAAUUUAAAAAAAAAAUCUUCCUCCUUUCCAGCAGCCAACAGGUAAGCCACUGGUGAGCAGUGCUUAAGGAGAAUAGGAAUUAAAUAGGUCUCACAGGGGAGGACUUUAAUAAUACCUUUUCUAUGAGACCUGCAGUUGCAAGCAGUCCUACCGUAAUAAAAAGAAAAAUUAGAAAAGUUAGAAAUGACACUGUUAAGGUGAUAGAAUUCAUUAGUGGUUUGCCUAAUUAAUCUUCAGAGUUAAAUUUCUUUCUUCUGUUACCACAUGUAAAUCUUUUGCACCAGUGUAACUUACUUUCUAGAGGGGAAAUUUGGAGGGUAAAAGCUGAUGCUCAAAUGUCAGUUGAGAAUUUGAGACAAACUUUUAGAAUGACUGUCCAGUUCUAAAGGAGAACUAGAAGCAACGUGGCACCAGUAGCUUCAAAAAACCCAAGUGCUGCUUAGCACCUGGAUGGUUUGCAAUACGUGGUCUUGGGGGAAAACAUGGAGAAUGAUCCAUUCCUCUGCAGUAGUUGAAAAGGUCAGGGAGAAAAGAAAACCUCUGCUAUAGCAGACCUUGGUCUGGAAACUCAUUCUAGAUGAUAAAUAGUUCUAGCAAGUUAGUUUUGAAAUGGCCCUUUGGCUUGCCGAGGGUUUAGAAGGGAAGAAGCCACAAUCUUCUGCUGCUGUUGUGGGAAAGGAGAAAAGGAGGCAGCUUUUCAUCAGCAAACUGCAAGUGUAGGACUGCAGCUGAGCACUGGAGCUCUAAGGGGCUGGAGGCUAAGAGCUCAUGAGCAAACUACCACAGGGUAAGUUAGAUACCUUGAUUCACAUCAGAUGGCCCAGAGUGCCUGUCAGUGCACACUCACUUGCUAGUGUGAGGAAGCAGCAUAGCCUUCUUUCACUAUGGAGUAAGUUGCCUUGAAUAAGCUUAUAUUUACCAGAGGGUCAACAUGAUGCCUUUGCACAGGCAUGUAACAUAGAAGAGCUGAUGCAUGAUAACCGAGGUACUUGUUUACAUACAAGUCCAGAAUGUAGUUCUGUAAUGCCUCCGCUGAGAUAUUGCCUCACUCCGGAGGCACCGAGAGCACGUGUGUUUGAACAGCAUGGUAAGAUAUGCUGGCCCAGAGGCACUUUGGUGCUGAACAGCUAACCUCUGACUUAGGCACCAAGGUCUUUAAACUCACUAGUUAGAUGCAGCACUGCUUACUGCUCUGCUGCAUUGCGUUCCUGCGUGAAUCUAUCAGUAGGACUUCUCUCCCUCAAUUUUGGCAGUGACUUGGUUUUUUGGCCUUGGACAACUAUCCUAGGCCUCAGUUUUGUUCCCAUUUUACAGAUGGGAAUAGUACCUACUUACCUCACAGGAAUGGUGUGAGGCUGUCCUUCAUUAUUGCUUGCAAGAUGCUGUGAGAUUCUUUGGAGGAAGGUGCAAUAUAGAAGGAAAUGCACAAAGAGAUACAUCAGCAAAGUUUAAAAAUGAUGGGUGUUGGGGCCCCACAAGGAUAUAAAUUUGGAUGAAAUUUAAUCAAUGUGGUAAAAAUUAAAUCCCUCUUAAUUUUACACGGGGGAAAUCCACUUAACAUCUGAUCCAGUUCCUAUUAUAGGGAAAGAUUUCAAUGGGAGUUGGACCAAACCCUUAAGUAUCUCAGAGGGCUCUUGCUAUUUUUUUUCGUAUUGCUGUUGUUAUUAUUUGUUAUUCUUAAGGUACUGAGAUCAAAUGGCCUGUAUCAUCCACAGUGCAUCUGUUCUGAACACUACAAUGCAAUGCUGACCAUGGUCACUUUUGACAUUGACUGUAUUGGUUGAGUGUUUGUUAUUCUGAAGUGUGUAUGCUACUAAAUAAAUGA